Molecule: messenger RNA, 2159 nt
Organism: Amphimedon queenslandica
Lineage: Eukaryota; Metazoa; Porifera; Demospongiae; Haplosclerida; Niphatidae
Product: RNA-binding protein 39-like
Exons: 12
Coding region: 280-2022 (580 amino acids)
Biological process (GO): mRNA processing
Cellular component (GO): nucleus
Molecular function (GO): RNA binding
Source: RefSeq, a predicted model, not a curated record
AAAAUGGCGGCUGAUAAAGCUGACGAUUUCGACGUCGAAGCUCUCCUUGAGGAAACCUACAACAAAGUCCAGCCUCUUCCUGUACCGGAGGUGGGUUUACGACACAUUGGAGCACUCCUCAUGACAUGAUCACGCACACACACACACUCCCACCCACACACAUUAUUACCAUUAUUAUACACAGUAUAUAGAUCCUACGGUCGUUACAGUCCUGAUCUCUCUUUUAAAAAGUGGUAUGCUCUUUUUUAUUUGGGGGAGACUCAGUAAUUGUAUUUCUCAAUGGUAGUAUUAUUAUUAGCCUUUGUAAAGGGUGAUUUGAUUUCUGUUAUAAUCCUUUCUACUUUCUCUCUCUUUCUCUUUUCUUCUACUCUUGCUUCUUGUUCAAUCCCUUUCUUUUACAUUCCCCCCUCUCUCUCUCUCUCAUCUCUCUCCUUUUUCAUGUAUUCUCUUACUCAAAACGUCACAUUUUCUGGAAUUUUCUAUCCCCAGGACAGCACCAAUGCUCUAUACUCUGAUACCAAUGCCACUGCUACUACUACUAAUAAUAAUAAUGAUAAAUCUCCUGACGAAAGAAGCGAGAAAGAGGCUGGCUCUCCUCCUCCUAGUGAUGAAGAUGACAGGAAGAAACGUAAGAAAAAGAAACGUAGUAGGUCUCGCUCUCGCUCACGAAGCCGCUCCCAUUCUCCUCGAAGACGAAGCUCAAGGCGAAGCAGAAGCCGCUCUAGGGACAGAGACAGACACAAGUAUCGUCGUCAUCGCCACAGAUCAAGGUCUCGGUCCCGCUCUCGUGACAGAAGGCGCCAUCGCUCAAGAGACCGGGAUUACAGAGACAGAGAUUAUAGAGAUAGGGAUCGGGACAAAGGGAGAGACAGAGAUAAGGAGAGAGACAGGGAUAGGAACUCUCCUCCUUCAGUUGCACAACCUAUAGGUAGCUACAAGCGUCAGAGGUCACCUGACCUAGAGCCUCCGAGUGUUGAUAGGGACAAUAGGACCAUCAUGUGUAUGCAGCUGUCGGCCAAAGUAACCAAUAGAGACCUUGAGGACUUCUUCAUGAGAGCCGGAGUUGUUCGUGAUGUACACAUAAUUGCUGACAGACAGUCCAGGCGAUCUAAAGGUAUAGCGUAUGUUGAGUUUCAAGAAGAGAGCAGCGUGUUUACUGCUCUUUCUUUCAGUGGACAAAAGGUUCAUGGGAUACCGAUAAUGAUUCAACCAACUAUGGCCGAGAAAAACAGACUAGCAGCUGCUGCAGAGAAUCUAAAGAAAGCCGAGGGACCUAAGAAGCUCUAUGUUGGUUCCCUGCAUUACAAUAUAACAGAGGACAUGUUGCAAGGAAUAUUUAGCCCAUUUGGUAACGUGGAGAGGGUCAGCAUCAUGAGGGACACUGCUACCAAUGUGUCCAGGGGAUAUGCUUUUGUCGAGUUUCGUGAUUCCGACUCGGCUGAGAGGGCGAUGGCUAACCUCAAUGGAUUUGAAUUGGCAGGUCGUCCAAUGAAAGUGAACUAUGGGACGGUGGACACUAGCCUGGUCAACAUUGAUUCACUGGACGGGGAGGACAUGGACGUCGGUGUGGGGAUGACCCCUCAAUCUCGUGUUGCUCUCAUGCACAAACUAGCAGCUGGUCAUAAUGCAGAUAUGAGUAUACCUGGUGUUCAGGUCCCUCCUCCUCCUUUUGCUGUGCCAACAAUGCCUACUUGUAUCACCUCCUGCUGCUUUGUGAUAGGGAACAUGUUCGAUCCUUCAAAGGAGACUGGUUCUGACUGGGACAAAGAGAUACGCGAGGACGUGCUUGAGGAAUGCGUCAAGUUUGGAAACAUCUUCCAUAUUCAUGUAGACAAGUUCUCCCAGGGCAAAGUCUACAUAAAGUCCCAGACCCCACAGACUGCCAGUGCCGCUGUUGGCUCCUUUAAUGGUAGACGCUAUGCAGGUAACGUCAUUCAUGCCGAGUUGGUUCCAGAGAAUACGUAUCAUUUGAAGUUCCCGGGAGCUCUUGCAGCGACUGUACCUUUGAAGCCUUCGCUCUGAGGAAUAUGGACAGAAAAUAUGCUACUGCUUUGUUGUUGUUUUUGUUGUUAAGAUACACAUUGUUUGUAUUAUCAUUAUUAUUAUUAUUAAAUGACAAACAUGUCCUGAUUUUCCUUCUAUUGGGAAACCAAAUCUUC